Messenger RNA from Cotesia congregata, 633 nucleotides. The record is from the annotation of a GenBank genome assembly. NCBI's taxonomy places the organism in Eukaryota, Metazoa, Arthropoda, Insecta, Hymenoptera, Braconidae.
AUGGCUGAGGCUCCAGAUUUGGUGUUUUUUGAUCUAAGAACGGUCCACGAUAAUUUUGACCGAGCUUUGAUAGAAGAUGAUGAUGUUAACAUCAAAGCGUACCUCGAAGCUUACAAUGAGCUUUAUAAAUUCUUUCAAUUAAUGGGAAGCGUCUUUAGCUUCGUCUCGUCGGACUUGAAGCAGAAAAUAGACGUGCUUAAUGACCUGGUGAUUAAAAACGAUAAUUAUCAAUCGAUAAAGUCGAUGAUUGAUUAUGAAAAGGAGAAUAAAUUACUUGAAAAAAGUGACUAUACUAAUGGCGCGAGGACGUUGCUAAGAUUACACCGUGGACUUGAUUUUAUACGAGAAUUUUUAAGGCAAUUAGGAGAAUUAAAAGAAACUGAUAAAACAAGUAAUUGUUGUCAGGAUGCUUAUCAAAAAACAUUAUCUAAGCAUCAUCCCUGGGUGAUUAGGAAAGCUGCUGUUGUUGCCAUGUACACUAUGCCUACCAGAGAAGUAUUAUUUAAAAAGGUUUGUGGCGAAAACGUUCAACGUAAUAUCGAUAUUCUGCCAAAAAUGUUGGAAGUAACUGCCGACAUAUUUAACCGAACUCACAAUCUCUACGAACUCCACAAUUUGCAUACUUUACCCUAA